Knipowitschia caucasica is the source of this 216-nucleotide messenger RNA. Lineage: Eukaryota; Metazoa; Chordata; Actinopteri; Gobiiformes; Gobiidae. The record is from the annotation of a GenBank genome assembly.
AUGGACCCCGCGGUGCUCAUCUUCCUCCUCUACGUGAUGAUCGCACACGAGCUGGUGAGCGGGUGGGUCCAACAUCGGAAGCAGAGCGGGAAAACCAGACCUCGGACCGGAGCGCCGCCCAGGACCAGGGUGCGGAUGUGUGGCGGAGUGCGCAGGUCCAGCAGCCAAUCGCAGAGAGAGCUGAGAAAGAGCGGUCGCAUCGUCAGAAAAGCCUGA